AUGAGACCUAAAGCACAAGUGUUCUUAGAACGUAGAAAAAUACCAAAACUUGUGAAGCAAAGGCAAGAGCCCCCUACACUUGUACUCGAAGAGAUGUCCCCAAAUGAAGAACUUACUCUCAAUUGGAUUCUGCACAGUCCAUAUCAGUUUCCAUUUGAGGAUGACACAGAAUAUGCUCAACAAAGUUCAUCUUUGUUGGAUUGCGGCAUGUUCGUCAUGUUCUACAUGGAUAAAAUAGCACAAGGACAGCCCAUUCCAAAAAGAGUAGACAAGAAUUUCAUGAAUGAAUAUCGAGCAAAAUACAUCACAAAACUCCCACACCACAGAAACUGUCUCAUUAAUCGUCUCUAG
Molecule: messenger RNA, 351 nt
Organism: Prunus armeniaca (apricot)
Lineage: Eukaryota; Viridiplantae; Streptophyta; Magnoliopsida; Rosales; Rosaceae
Source: the annotation of a GenBank genome assembly